AUGGCCACGAGAACAGGAACUGCUGAAACUAGUAACAACUCUAGUAGGCUUAGCUGGUCGAGGUUCCGUCUACCGCCUUUGCAGACCCAAGUGCCAGAAGUUGAAGCAAAAAGGGAAGACAAGACCGGCAAAUCUGUUCGCAAACACAAGCGGAGACAUCGGGACAAGGCUGCGGCCAAGACAGAGACUUCCCAGCAGCCCAGGACGGCUGAAAAGAGCGCAAAGCUGUCUAGCAAGCCAGCGAACACAUGCGGACUCGAACGCGAUGAGAUCGUGAAGGGUGCUACCUACACGUGGUUGCGGAGCGGUCUUCUGGGCCGUGGCUCCGUGGGCACAGUUUGGAAGGCGAGGAUUGCCAGUACAGGGGAGACCGUGGCCGUGAAGGAGGUAGAUUUGGACAGUGAUUUGCAAGUCCCCAGUGAAAUCGCGAACGAAGUCGCCACUCACCGCCAGCUCAAUCACCCCAACAUUGUCAAGCUGCUUGGCACGGAUGCAGUACUAGCCAGAUACUACAUCUACUUGGAGUUCAUGGCCGGAGGGUCAUUGCGGCAGGUGUUGAAGCGUGAUGGGCCCUUGACAGAGGUCCAGAUCUGCAACUAUGCCUCCCAGCUCGUGAGUGCUCUGAACUACAUGCAUCGGCAGGCUGUACUACACAGAGACGUGAAGACUGGCAACAUCCUCCUUACGGAGGACAUGAAGUGCGUAAAGCUCGCAGACUUUGGGUGCUCAAAGAAGUCCAAAGUUAGCGCCAGACACACUUUUCGAGGAUCUGUUCUGUGGAUGGCCCCUGAGAUUAUCAAUGGUGAGAAGUAUGGUUGCAGAGCCGAUAUUUGGAGCUUUGGAUGCACAUUGAUUGAGAUGAUUACAGCCCAGCCCCCCUGGGGCAAGUUUUCCUCACAGAUGGCGGCCAUGAUGCACAUUGCUUGCAGCGACAAGUCGCCACCACUGGAAGAAGAGGUCAGUCCCCACCUGCGGGACCUGGUGAGCAUUUGCACGCAACGGGCUCCAAAGGAGCGCCCUCGAGCCUGCAAGCUUAUGAACCAUGACUUCUUGAAUUCGUGCGGCCGUGAGUUGCCGAUGGAACUUACUUGUACCAAGCUAUUGAUGAGCGUCAUGCAGGCUCACGCUGAGGGCCCCAAGGGCUCCCCCGAACUCCGCCGCUUGGCCAUGGAGGCACGGCAGCUGCUCCUGGACUUCCCGGUGAAGGUCCAACCGCCCGGGUGGAGGACUUGGGUCGCCAACUCUUGGUCGGGGCUGAAAGUUGCGCUCGGGACAGUCUGGGGCCUCCUGACGCUUGUGGUGUCGGUGUGCCAUGAUGUGGUGAGCAUCCUGGUCUUGGCGGCAACGGGUAAGGCAGAGGAAGCGGAGCCAGCAGAGGAUUCGGCGGCUGAACCUCGAGCCCCCAGCCAGCCAAAGGCACGCGGUCGCACUACCAAAAUGCGAAAACAACCGAGAGGGCCUUCAGCCGCCAAGGCAAGUGCCGCAGAGGAGGAGCAAGAAGAGGAGGAAGAGGAGGAAGCCCGAGGCGGCGUAGGAAGGCUAUCGCGCGAUAGCCGGAACCCGACAACUGUAGGUAGGAAGGCCGCCCACAGACCAUGCUUCGCAGACGCGCUGUCUCACAUGGCUGUGCAGAAGGCCGUUUCACUCGCCCGCACAAAACAUCGUGCAGCAGAGAUUGCUGAUGGCAAGGGACGAUGGACCGGAAGGCCGCAGGAGGAUCCAGGAGGCUCCUUUCCGGAAGGCGAGACUUCGGAGCACGGGGUGCCGGAGACCCCGGCCUCAGACCAGCAGCCCCAAGAGGAGGAGAAGAUCCGCGUCGCUCCCGGCCAGUCCCUGAAGCCUUCGACCACUGACGUGUUCGAGCGGCUCCACGCCUACCAUGCAGCAAGUCUGGAAAAGAAGGCGCUUCUGCAGAAGCUGGCGGCUCAGCAAGUCGAGGCCCAGGCCGAGUCGCUGAAGCGCUGCACGGUACGCACCUGCUCCUCAGAAGAGGAGGCCUUGCAGAUCUACGGGCGCUUGUAUCAGGAGGCGGCUCACCGGCGAAGGAGGCAGGUGGAGCGCGAGCAGGAGGAGACUCUGAGCUCACAGUGCUCCACCUCUUCCCUGAGGAGUCAGGUGGAGGGACCUCCACGCUGGGAGCAGCUGUACCACAGCGCGCCUCUCAAAGAGAAGCGUCUUGGGGAUGAACGGAAGCGAGCUGCGGAAGCGGAGGAGCGCUGGCUGGCGCAACACUGCAUCCAUCGCAGCAGCGACAAGACAGAGGCAUCAGAGAUCUUCGACCGACUUUAUGGCGAGAGCGAAAGCCGUGAGCGCCGCCGAGAACAGCGCAAAGCUGCAGAGGUUGCCUCCCAAGUGCGCGAGCUCGCUGAGAGCUCUGUCCACACCCGCACUCUUUCGGUAGCGGACUUGGAGCUCAGAACAAGGCGCCUCUAUGAAGACGGCCUGCAGCGACUGCAGAAACUGGAGCUGGGGGCCGCCGAAAGCCAAAGUGCUUUUCUCGCCUUCCUGCAGGAUGCGGGAACGAGCUUCCGAGAAAUGAAGGUUCUGUUCUUUGCUGCUCUCGCGGCACCUAUUGUAGAUUCGGCUGUGCUACUCAGAUCGCGGGAUCGCGCCUGGGACGCAAGCUCUGCAGAAGCCGAGCCUGCCGAUUGCAACGCUCCUUGCGCCUGGGACUGCGGCACUCCGGAGUGCAGUCAGUCUUGCAAAGCGGUCUGCCAGCCGCCCCGAUGCUUCACAGCAUGUAAGAAGCCACAGGAGCAGGACUGCCGGCACGUCUGCAAGGAUCCCAAGUGCACGGUGGUAUGUCCACCACAGACUUGCCAGUCAGAGAACUGCCCUCCGCCGGCAUGCAGUACUGUCUGCGGCGAAGCAGAGUGCCACAUGGAGUGCCCUGGAAGCGGGUGUGAGACCCGCUGCGAAGAUCCCGUGUGCCACUUCGACUGCAAGAUAGACAUGAAGACUUGCGUGAAGCCGGAUUGCAAGCUUACUUGCCAAGCCCUGGGCUGCCACAACAAGACUAUAGACCUGCCGUUCGCUUACCGGCUUGAGACGAAUGCGCAGACAAGCGCCGCAGCCGCAGCAUCUCCGGCAGCCAAGUCGAUCUCGGCAGCUGCAGAAGAGGGAGAAGUGGCAUGGAAGGGGCUCGCCAAG
Symbiodinium necroappetens is the source of this 3150-nucleotide messenger RNA. NCBI's taxonomy places the organism in Eukaryota, Dinophyceae, Suessiales, Symbiodiniaceae. The record is from the annotation of a GenBank genome assembly.